Molecule: messenger RNA, 1240 nt
Organism: Myotis lucifugus (little brown bat)
Lineage: Eukaryota; Metazoa; Chordata; Mammalia; Chiroptera; Vespertilionidae
Gene: AREG
Product: amphiregulin
Exons: 6
Coding region: 226-972 (248 amino acids)
Biological process (GO): positive regulation of mitotic nuclear division; positive regulation of cell population proliferation; epidermal growth factor receptor signaling pathway
Source: RefSeq, a predicted model, not a curated record
CUCCGGUAAAUUCGCACACGUCGAGCCAGCACCCGAGUCGGAUCCCGGAGAACCCGAGGCGAGCUCCCCGCGCUGCGUGCGGCGCCCCGAGCCCGGCCGGGCCGGCGAGCACUGCCGCUCACUCCCGGUUUCCCCCUGGUCUCCUACCUCCUCCUCCUCCUCCUCCAGCCGCAGCUCCCGAUCCGGUUGCCCCAGAGACCGCGACGCCGCCGCGCCGAGGGACCAAUGAGAGCCCCGCUGCUGCCGCGGGCGCCGGUGGUGCUGUCGCUGCUGAUCCUGGGCUCAGCCCAUUAUGCUGCUGGAUCGGCCGGCAAUGACACCUCCUCUGGGAAAGGGGAGCCCUUUUCUGGGGACUACAGUGCUGAUGAAUUUGAAGUCACCUCAAGAAGUGAGAUUUCCCUUGUGAGUGAGGUGCCUUCUGAUGGUGAACUGUCCUCGGGGAGCGACUAUGACUAUGCAGAAGAGUAUGAUAUUGAGAGGCAAAUAUCUGGCUAUAUCGUAGAUGAUUCAGUCAGAGUUGAACAGGUAGUUAAACCCAAGGAAAACAAGACAGAAAGUGAAAACACUACAGACAAACCCAAAAGAAAGAAAAAAGGACAGAAAAAUAGAAAAAAUCGAAAGAACAAAAAGAAAAAUCCAUGUGAUACAAAAUUUCAAAAUUUCUGCAUUCAUGGAGAAUGCAAAUAUAUAGAGCAUCUGAAAAGAGUAUCAUGCAAAUGUCAUCAGGAUUACUUUGGUGAACGGUGUGGGGGAAAGUCCAUGAAGACUCAGAGCAUGGUUGAUGGUGACUUAUCAAAAAUUACGUUAGCAGUCAUAAUUGCCUUUGUCUCAGCUGUGACCUUCACUGUUGUUGCUGCUAUUAUUAUAAUCCAGCUUCGAAAGCGAUACUUCAGGGAAUAUGAAGGAGAAGCUGAAGAACAAAAGAAACUUCGACAAGAAAAUGGAAAUGGAAAUGCACACAUCAUAGCAUAAAUGAAGAUGAUAUUACAGGGAUGGGAGUCACUGCCAAGUCACAACCAGGAGUGAUGAGUUGGUUCCUCUUCUCAGUGGAUCAUAAGAAAACUGAACGUUCUUGUUCUAAUGGUUUCAAACUUUCAAUUGUCACUUUUUAUGCAAGUCUUAUGUCUGUAUAUAAAGAUGCAUGGAGAGAAAAAGUAUUUUUUCAGGUUGUAAAUAAUUUAUUUAAUAUUUAAUGGAAGUGUAUUUAUUUUACAGCUCAAUAAACUUUUUUAAUCAAACA